This is a messenger RNA of Humulus lupulus (European hop), 2877 nucleotides long. Its product is annotated as receptor like protein 22-like. Lineage: Eukaryota; Viridiplantae; Streptophyta; Magnoliopsida; Rosales; Cannabaceae. The record is from RefSeq and is a predicted model, not a curated record. The transcript has a single exon. Bases 1 to 2877 code for a protein of 958 amino acids. Gene Ontology annotation, molecular function: protein binding.
AUGGAUCUGUUUUCAUGGCUCUACUCUCUCAUCAUUCUCUUUUUUUUCUUCUUUGUUACUUCUUUGUCUUCUCCUUCUCCACCUCCAUUGUGCCAUCCCCAUGAAAGCUCUGCGUUGCUCAACUUCAGAAAUUCUUUCACCUUCUAUAACAAUACAUGGUUCUGUAUGGAGGAAUAUGGGAUUAAUAAUCCUAAUAAUACAAUUUCAUGGAACAAAAACAUGGACUGCUGCAGAUGGAGUGGAGUCACAUGUGAUGAGGUCACAGCUCAUGUCAUCCGUCUUGACCUUACAUGCAGUGGCCUUCAAGGCAUUCUUCACUCCAACAACUCUCUUUUCUCUCUUGCUCAUCUCCAAUCUCUUAUUCUCUCUUAUAAUUAUUUCACUGGCCAAGUUCCUCUCGAAUUGUCUCACUUUUCCAACUUGGUUACACUUGACUUGAGAAGGAAUUAUGAUUUGAAACUAGAGACAUCUAGCUGGAAAAGAACUCUAGCAAACCUAACAAAUCUCAGAGAAUUGUUUCUUAGAUAUGUUGAUAUGUCUUCUACUUCACCUGAUUCAUUUAUGAAUCUGUCAACUUCUUUGACAUCUCUUGAUCUUAGUAACAGUGAUUUGCAGGGGAAACUUCCAGAAAAUGUUCUCAGUUUGCCAAACCUUCAACAACUUGAUUUGAGUUACAACCCAAAUCUCAAUGGUUCUUUUCUACAAUAUAAUUGGAGCAGCCCACUUAAAGUAUUGAAUCUUUCUGAAUCUGGAGUCGUGAUAGAUCUACCUCAUCUUUGUAGAAAGUUUAAGUAUUUACAUAUUUUGUCUCUAAGGAGUUACAAUUUCUUAAAACUUUCUCCCACGUUGCUUGACAACUGCACACAAAUCACUUCCUUAGACCUUUAUUCUUAUUAUUAUAUUGGUGGUUAUAUCCCAUGGUCAUCCAUUUUAAAUCUACAACAACUAACCUAUUUGGAUCUUUCAGGGAAUAAUUUCAUAGGCCCAAUUCCAGAAAUUUGUAGCAACUCAACAAAAAAUUCAUUUUCGUGUGUCUCUUCAAAACAUCAAUUAGUGGGUUCUCCUCCAUUGAAUUUAAAAUCUCUAUAUUUAUAUGAAAAUGAGCUUAAUGGGACAAUACCAUCUUGGUUAUAUUCCCUUCCAUCUUUACAAUAUUUAGAUCUAGGUUCCAACAAAUUCAGUGGUAGCAUUCAGGAAUUCCAACAUAAUUCUUUGGAGCAUCUUUCUUUAUCUUCAAAUAAAUUACAAGGCUCUUUCCCAAGAUCAAUUUUUCAGCAAGUCAAUCUCACGGAUUUGUAUAUUUCCUCAAAUAACUUGAGUGACGUCUUGCAGUUUGACCAGUUUUCAAAGUUAAAAAAGCUCCAAACUCUUUCUCUUUCUAAUAAUAGCUUAUCACUGGUAUCUAACAGUAAGAAUAAAGAUACUUUGCCCAAUACUCUUUCUUAUUUAUUUUUGUCUUCAUGUGGUAUAAGUGAGUUCCCGUACUCCUUAAGAAGCUUAGAAAACUUAAUAUACUUGGAUCUCUCCAACAAUCAAAUUGAAGGCAGUGUUCCCCAAUGGCUGUGGAAUGUGGGUAAGUAUUCAUUGUUUUCUCUAGAUAUUUCUCACAACUCUUUAACGCAAAUAGAUCAUAUUCCAUGGAAGAAUCUAGCAAUCAUUAACCUCGGCUCCAACCGACUUCAAGGUCAUCUUCCAAUCCCACCACCUUAUACAUCUUUUUUUUCAAUCUCAAACAAUACAUUGGAUGGGGAAAUAUCACAUUUGAUUUGCAAUCUCAGUGGGCUUCAACUCCUUGAUUUGUCAAAUAACAAUUUGAGUGGGAACAUUCCUCCAUGCUUAGGAAAUUCAAGUCUCUUUGUGCUAGAUUUGCACAAGAAUAAGCUUCAUGGCAUCAUUCCUUCACAUUUUCCAAAGGGAAACCACCUACAGGUUUUGAAUCUCAACGAAAAUCAAUUGGAAGGGUCCUUACCAAAGUCUUUGCUCAAUUGUAAAUGGUUGGAAUUUUUGGAUAUUGGAAACAACAAGAUAAAUGGAUCAUUUCCUUGGUGGUUGGAAUCUUUUUCGUAUCUCCAAGUUCUUAUCUUGAGAUCUAAUAGAUUUCAAGGUCCAAUAGGCAAUCCCAAGGUGAGACAUCCCUUUCACAAUUUGAGAAUUAUGGAUCUCUCUGGCAAUGAAUUCACUGGUCAUUUGCCGCAAAAGUAUUUUAAGAAUUUUUUGGGAAUGAUGAAUGCUACUUCACAUUACUUGAGCUACAUGCAAGCAAAUUUACCUGGUGGUAACUAUUACGAAAUCAGUUCGUUGACAAUAAAGGGAUAUUAUGCUGAGUUGGAGAAAAUCCAAACCAUGCUUAUAGUCAUUGACUUCUCAAGAAAUAACUUCACAGGAGAGAUCCCAGAAUUACUUGGUAAGCUCAACUCACUCAAAGGGCUCAAUUUUUCACAUAACAAGAUCUCUGAUAGUAUUCCACCAUCUUUGGGAAAUUUGACCAAUCUAGAAUGGUUAGAUCUCUCCUCAAACAAGCUUGUGGGGAAGAUUCCAUCGCAAUUGGCAGCAAAUCUAAAUCAACUCCAAUUUUUAAAUCUUUCUGUGAACGAAUUGGAUGGGCUUAUACCUCGCAGUCGACAAUUUGAUACAUUCACAAAUGAUUCAUACAAAAAGAAUUUGGGCUUAUGUGGGUUUCCAAUUUCAGAAUCAUGCAACGAGACCACCACACACCAAUUUCAGCAAGAAGACGAUGAGGAACAUGUGAAUGGAUUUGAUUGGAAAAUUGUGUUAAUGGGAUUUGGAAGUGGAAUGGUUAUUGGAAUUUCGAUGGGAUACAUGUUCCUUUCAGAUAAAAUCAUUGAUGGGCUUGUCAAAACAGUGAAAGGAGAAUAA